GGUUUGAACCAAACCUACCCGCCAAAUUCCAACAGAGGCUGAACUGUUUGAUGCCCGAAAAGGAAUAAAGUUAAUAGUGCGCGUUACUCGUCGUUGUCAUUGUAAACUAUUACAUCGAAAUGCUUUUCCGCUCUAUAAAGAAAUCCGAAUAAACCUCAAGUUCAAGACGGCGUUUGGGUGGGAGAGACAAUGUGGAGCGACGUUGAACUUCUGACCAACGAGGACACAAACUACUACCGUUUUGGCCAUGUGUCAAAGGAAGAGAACGGGAGUGGCUUGUACCAAGUGGACACAUUGGUCAAGAUAUCAACGGCUGAUACGAAGCAGCAUAAGCCUUAUCUCUCCUCCUCCUGCGGGUCAACCUGGAGCGUUGUCGUGGCUGACAGGACGGUCAUCCUGUUUGACCAGACCUACCAGACCAUCCUUCUUCAUCUUGACUUUGAAACUGAGGUGGAUGCUGUGGAUGUGUGUCUGGAGGGCCAGUUCCUUGUGGUCUGCGAAAGAGUGGGAAAUCUCCAUUUGAUCUAUGUUCCUCAGAAGAGGAUCCUUCUCACCAGGGCUUUGGUGCAGAGCCCGUCCAACAUACUCCAGAAAACAUUCCUUCACCUCAUCAUUGAGGAGGAUAAGAAAUCCUCAGGGAUAUAUCAUCUUUUCCUCCUCAUCAAGGAUGGAUUUUUCCACAUCAAAAAUCUACAUUUAGAGAAAAUCCAAAAAGCCCUUGACACAAAGGACUUUGUGAUCUCGAAAGAGGUCCAGUCAAGUAUCAAGAUCGACUUCUGCUCCACCAAUGAGUUCCAUGAAGAGGGAUGUAGUACGGCUUUGUUAUUCACUUUAAACGGUGACAUCCACUUAUUGGUCGGGGGGGAUACAGACAACGUCUUGACCCACUGGACGGUGGGCCCGGAUAACUCUACGAUGUGCCACAGCCAAACUCUGGACUGCAGCAUCAUCCCAGGCAUAAAGAAGAUGGUGGUGGCGGAAAAUCAGAUCUAUAUUCAAGACACAGAGGAUGUACUCAGCCUUUGGGAUCUCCACUUCCUGGUUAUGAUCUGGUUCUCACCGGAUGACCCCAUUCAAGAUUUCCUACUGUCCACCGGGUGUGACUCCACCCCCUUGACGGCACAAGAAAAAAGCAGCAUGAAAAUAAUAACCUUGACACAGGAGGACAACAGCCAGAUGUGCAAACUCAAAGUGUGCUCCCUGCCCUCCAUGACUGCUCUUUACUCGCUGGACGUCUCCCCUACAUCUUGUCUGGUCCAGACUAGAAUAAACAUGGACACUAUUUUCUUGGUUGAGGGGAUUCCUGAGCACUCAGACAGUCCCAACCAGUCGAUAUCUUCAGUUGUUAUGCGAUGCCUAACAGAGGCUUUGCCAGAAAACAGGCUCAGUCGACUUCUCCACAAACACAUGUUUGAGGAAGCUGAAAAGUUUGCCAUAACCUUUGAGCUCGAUCUCGAGCUUGUGUACAAGGUGAAGCUGGACUUUGUGUUGGAGCAACUGGCUUCUGCCUCGGUGGGGGGCUACGGACAGGACGUCUGGUCAGAACUAGUGGAGGGGGCCAAGUCAAACCUCACGAAGAUCGCGGACGAGCAGUAUGUGGUGGAGUACUGCCUGAAGGCCCCCUGGCCCACCUUCCAGACGGCGGAGAAGAUGCUGGGUCACGCUGCCGAGCGCUUCUCCUCCCUGCACAUCCAGGAGGCCCAGGCCAGGCUGGCCACCUUCUGCAGCCUCCACGGGCCCCAGAACUUCAAUGGCAUCAGCUGGAUAGAGUUCCUGAACAGUACAGACAACAUGGCCGAGGUCCAGUGCCAACUCAGGGAAGGGGACCUCAAGGGCGCCCAGCUACUCUGGCUCAGACACGAGGGAGAGAUCGCAGAGAAGGUUGACGAGGCUGCGUUGGAGGCUCUGCUGGGCGCCGUCCCGGAGGACCUGCCGUCGGGGGAGCUCUGCCCGUGGUUCAGGACCGUGCUGGUCCCCUUCGUCCGGAGGGUGCUGCCCCAAGGCCAGAAAGCGCUGGCGAGAUGGCUGGAGCAGAAGGCGAGGAAUCUGGAGUUGACUGAGAAGGGCGCCUGGCCGCUUAACGGACUGGAGAUGGCUGAGCUGGGUCUGCCGUCGUUAUGGAUGUGGAUGCAAUCUGACAACGACUACGGUGCGGAGGAGGUGGCGAACCUCAGGUCUCUGGUGGUCAACCUGCGGCAGCUCCUCGAUCUGCACCGGAAAUACAAGUGUCGCCUCUCCCUCUCUGUGUUUGAGAAGGGCAGCGCGCGGAGCCUGGCCUUCUUCAUGCUGGACAAGAUCACGGCUCCGGAGGUCAUCCCGCAGACGGUGGAGAAGAGCGUCCGGCCGUACGCCCUGGAGCAGCAGAUCCCCCUGGACCAGCUGCUGCUGCACUACAUCAAGGACCUGUUGGAGCGCUGUCGCUCCCAGACCACCAGUCUGUUCACUAACUGGGAGUCCAAGGCUGUGGCGGUGCUGGACUGCAUGACGGAGACAGACCUGAAGGUGGACGCCGUGCUGGAGGUCAUGCAGAACGCGGUGGUGCCGUGGAGCGACGUGGUUGAGAAGCUGGUUCAGAAGUACCUGGAGAUGGAGGGCCCCAAACAAAAGCUUUUAAAAGAAAGGUACCAUCUAAUGGAGAUUACAAAACUCCUCCGAGGCUACGGCAUCCGCAACUUCAACCUCUCCAACAACACAAAUGUCAUGGCCCUGAUCCGGUACAUCCUCAGGCAGAACCUGUCCACCUCCUUAGAGGACUCCCUGAAGUUAGCGGUCACCUACAAACUCCCCACCUUUCAGAUCCACUACCUGUACCUGACGGAGCUCAUCGCCCAGGGCAAGAGCGAGGCGUGCAUGAGCCUGCUGAAGCAGCUGUCGUCGGCGGAGGCGGAGUGUGUGGUGGAGCGUCUGACCGCGUGGGCCCGCCUGCAUCUGGAGGACAAGGAACACGUGUCUGAUGAGCACAAGAAACAUCAGAUGGUCAUUGCUCAAGUCCUGGUGGAGGCGUUGAAAUACUUGCAUGUAAUCCUAAAAGAAGAAGUCCUGAAGAGCAUGGAGUGUGAGAACAACCUGGUCAUGUUCAAGGCCAUCGCUCACCUGCAGGAGGACUUUGACGUCUUCUUCACCCCCGCCAACUACGAGGACCCCGCCAUGCGCCAGCAGAUCCAGGAGCACCACAUCAUGGCCUACGAGAACACGCGGGGCCGCCGCCAGCCGGGGGGCCCGCUCCCGGACACGCCCACGCUGGCCAAGGACCCCGACGGCAAGAGCAAGAGCGUCUCCACCCAGGCGGGGCUAGGGCGCCUGGGGAGGCAGCUGCAGCGCACCAAGCAGGAGCUGUGGUCGGACCUGGCCCUGCGCGCGCUGGGCGUGGGCAAGGUGGAGGUGGCGCUCAAGAUCCUCGGUGAGCUCUACGAGCACCACGGGGACCCGGGGACGGGCAAGGUGCUAUUCACCGCUGCCCAGAGGCUGUGCCAGAUGUUGGAGGCGGACACGCCCAUGGUGGUACCGGACGGGUCAGACCUCCCGGCACUCAUCCACAACCUGGCCUCCCGGGCCAUCACUGUGUGUCACCCAGACCUGCUGCUGGACUGUCUGGAGCUCUGCAAGAGUACCAGGAUAGCCAUGGAUGUUUAUCAUCAGUGUCUGUUUUCAGACAACUAUGGUUUUAUAGCCAAGGAUGUGAGUUUGGAGGCAAAGGGGGACCCGUACUCCCAGUGGACCUUCCAGGACCUGUUUAGGGAGGACUGCAUCGUCUUGGACGAGGUGUCGGUGCUGCCAGUCCAGUAUGAAAUCACAAACAGCUUGCUGCCUAUGUCCCCAGACCUCAAGCUAUACCCGCUGGACUGCUCCUGUCUGUCACACUGCUCUUUUGAAGAUGGCUCCAGCUACCUUCAGCCCCUGCUGGGCCCCCUGAACAUCAUGCUGCAGAUGCUGCAGGAGUGCAGUCAGCUGGAGCUGGCCCUGCGCGUGCUCGUCAACUCCUACUGCAGCUGUCUUCAGCACGUCACCUCCAACAUCAUGGACGUCAAGCUCAGCACAAAGCUCUAUGAUAAAGGCCGUCUUCAAGAGUACAACACAUUAAUGACGGAAGUCCGAAAGUUGACUAUAACCACCCUUAACAACGUUGCAGUGGCCCUCCUUAACAAGGUGUUUAACUGGGGAGUGUUGGAUUGUGACUUGGCUAUUGGACUCUGCACUCUCCUGUCUAAGACCGAGGUCUUCAAACUGCUGUGGAAGGUGGUGGACAACACCUGGCAGAACUAUGACAAGAUCAUGGCCGUUGCUGUGGUAGGGGCUCAACUGUGCCACCUGUACCAAGAUAAACCGGAGGAAGAGAAGUUUUUAUCGGUCAUCACUGACGCUGAAUGGGGCAUCAAGCUGGGAAAACUAGGGAUCUCCAUCCAGUCUGUGUUCCGUCAGCCUCCGGAGAUGAAGACCAACAUGAUCCCUGUUCUGGUCAGGAACCGUAACAUCACGCCCGACAUCAUCCUCCAGUACUGCAGCGCCUACGGCCUGGACCAGGACAUGGUGAUCAACCUGUACAUCACCACCCUGCUGCUGCCCCAAGAGGAGGAGGAGGAGGAGGAGGAGGAGGAGGAGGAGGAGCCGGGCGUCGCCACGGUGACCGGCGAGGACGAGGCGUCCCCUCCUCUGGGCCACGCGGACGCCAUGGACCGCGUGCUGACCAUCAUCCCCAUGUUGAUCAGCACCAGCAACCUCACCGACAGCCUCAGCGCUGCCUUGCUCAAGCUCAGCCCGUACUGCUACGAGAGGAUCGAGGUGGUGUUGAAGAUCAUCCAGACGGCCGACGAGAAUGUCACCUGCUUCUCAGUCAGCCAGCACGUCAGCCUGCUGAAGCACCUGCAGUCCUACCGCCGCAUCGGCCCGCCCACGGACUUGGAGAGCUCCUACCUGCUGGAGAACUGCCUGCAGCCCAGCGCCCUGGCCAAUAGCCGGCUGCCCUUCCACAUGCUGAUGCACCCCACCCACUACUGGAAGAUCAUCGCUCCAGAGCUCAGUGAGGAAACCUUCCCUACAAUCCUGCUGAUCAGCAAGCUGAUGAAGGUGAGCCUGGACAAGCUGUACAUGCUGGCGGUCAACAACGUGUUUGAGAAGAGCCUCAAGCCCCUGCUGCUGAGGCAGAGCGGCCGCGGCCCGAGGCCCGGCCCCGGCCCCAACCGCCACAGCUUCGAGGUGGCCAAGACCAUCAUGGACUACAUCCGCUGCAUCCAGAACCCCGAGUGGGCCGCCGCCACCGCGCACAAGAUCACCCAGGAGCUGCCCCCAGGCAAUGAGAAGACCCAGUCCCUCAGGUUCUGCCUCUCGCUGGCAGAGACCUGGCUGAAGGACCCUAAAAUAGAGCAGUCGGCGCGGUCCCGGGGGGAGACCUUCCUGUCCAAGCUGAAGCUGCAGUUCCAGCGCUCGGCCACGGAGAACGCCCUGCUGGGCGCCCAGCUCGGGGGCCAGGAGCUGCUGAAGCUGACCGGUCUGCCCGCCAAGCUCAUCGCGGCGCUCUACGAACACCCCAGCGUGGCCCAGCGCUACAGGGACUCGGCCGGCGACGGCUACCCAGACCUCCAUGCGGUGUGCAAGGGGAUCGCCACCAUCAACAGCGUGGAUCUGCUGAAGAUCAGGAACCUGCUGCUGGAGAAAUGGAUCUGUAGGACGGGCCCGGCUGGGGCUAAGGACGUGAGCAACCAGGAAGUCUUUAACAUCGAAGAAGACCCGGACUUAAUGAGGGUGGUGCAUCUCCUCCAGCCCUACAACACGGACACGGCCGUGCGUUUACUGAGCCCCAUCCUGACUGCCGAAACAUGGCCCCUGGGCAGCGGCGGGCCCCACCUCACCUACAGCCACCGGUCGCGGGCGCUGCUCUGCCUGAUCCACCUGGCAGACGCCGGGCUGCUGGAGACUCACACCCAGAUACCACGCGCCAAGACCAGGUACUACCUGAGGUGCUUCAUCUACGUGUCCCAGCUGGAGGCGCUGAACGUCUCCUACACCAUCGAGGCCUUCCUCAGCAGCCCCAAGGAGGGCAUGGUGAAGGGACUCUGGAAGAACCACAGCCAUGAACCACAGGCCGUGCGGCUGGUGGCAGACCUCUGCCUGGAGUACCAGGUCUACGACCCUCAGCUGUGGAAAGGACUCCUGCAGAAGCUGCUGGCCUUCAGCAUGAUCAGCCAUCUUCAGAAAGUAUUGGAGGCCAUCUGUGCCGUUCCAUCUCUGUGGCAGAUCUCCAGCUUCACCAGUACCUGGAGGAGUAUGAUAUUGGCGCCGUUCAUAUCAGCCUCGGUCCCUCUCAGCCCCGACCAACAGGCCACGCUCUGCCGGACGUUCGUCCUCCUCCUAAAGUGCCCGUUGCUGCUGAACAUGGACCUGAUCGGUAUCGCCAACCGCUUCGCCCAGUUCACCCUGCCCGCCUUCGCCCUGGGCACGCUGCUGCUCAUCCCCUGUGACGUGAAGAAGGAGAAGCAGAUCCAGGGCUUCCUGUCUGCCUGUAACCCGCUGGCCAUCCUGGAGCAGGUGGAGGAGCUCAUGACCACUGGGGAGAUGGCUGGGAUCCCCUCACAGGUCAAGGAGACGGUGUUGAUGUUCCUCAGCCAGAGCGGCCAGCAGCAGAAGGUGCUGAAGACCAGACACUUUGAGGACCUGAAGGCGCUGGUGGUCUCCCGAGGCCAGACCCACCAGGCCAGAGACCUGGUGGACUUCCUCAUCAGCCAGAACCGCGUGGAGGAGGCGAACGCCCUCACCCGGGACUUCAUGAAACACAGGAAGCCUUCCACCAACUCCUCGCCCCUUACGGAAUUCCUCAAUAUUGAAAAUGGCGUUACGGCCUGAGAGGAUGAAUCUCGAUGUACAAUUUGAUUUACUUAUGCUACGUUCACAUUACUGUAUACUAAAUAGGCCGCAUUUACAUUUAAUAUUUGUCCUUUUCUGUACCUGUUCAAAUAAAUAAAUUGCAAUUCUGUUGGA
Messenger RNA from Gadus macrocephalus (Pacific cod), 6972 nucleotides. RefSeq names its product kinetochore associated 1 (gene kntc1). Gene Ontology annotation, molecular function: small GTPase binding. Lineage: Eukaryota; Metazoa; Chordata; Actinopteri; Gadiformes; Gadidae. The coding region runs from base 190 to 6837 and encodes 2215 amino acids. The transcript is spliced from 62 exons. Gene Ontology annotation, cellular component: cytoplasm; kinetochore microtubule; RZZ complex. The record is from RefSeq and is a predicted model, not a curated record. Gene Ontology annotation, biological process: mitotic sister chromatid segregation; mitotic spindle assembly checkpoint signaling; protein localization to kinetochore involved in kinetochore assembly.